Molecule: messenger RNA, 1664 nt
Organism: Tarenaya hassleriana
Lineage: Eukaryota; Viridiplantae; Streptophyta; Magnoliopsida; Brassicales; Cleomaceae
Product: protein DETOXIFICATION 27-like
Exons: 9
Coding region: 56-1531 (491 amino acids)
Biological process (GO): xenobiotic detoxification by transmembrane export across the plasma membrane
Cellular component (GO): membrane
Molecular function (GO): xenobiotic transmembrane transporter activity; antiporter activity
Source: RefSeq, a predicted model, not a curated record
CAUAUUUAUUCACACAAACCAACCUCACAACAAAAUCGGGACAAACUCACGCAACAUGGAGAACGGUGGUGGUGGUGGCGGGGAUGAUCUGAGACUGGCGUUCUUGUCGCCGGAGAAAGAUGACGUGGCGGAGGAUGAGGUGUUUUCCCGGAGAUUUUGGGAGGAGACGAAGAAGCUGUGGCAGAUAGUGGCACCCAGCAUCAUAAGCAGGGUGGCUUCAUACACCAUGAACGUCAUCACUCAAGCUUUCGCCGGCCAUCUCGGCGACGUCGAACUCGCCGCCGUCUCCAUCGCCAACUCCGUCAUCGUCGGCUUCAACUUCGGCCUCCUCUUGGGGAUGGCGAGUGCGUUGGAAACGCUGUGCGGGCAAGCGUUUGGAGCAAAACGCUACGACAUGUUGGGAGUGUACUUGCAGAGAUCGUGGAUUGUGUUGCUCGUCUGCUGCUUAUUUCUCUUGCCGCUUUACGCUUUCGCCACGCCGAUUCUGAAACUCCUCGGACAGCCUGAUGACGUGGCAGUUCUCUCCGGCGUCGCCGCCGUCUGGAUGAUUCCUCUCCACUUCAGCUUCGCCUUUCAGUUCCCUCUCCAUCGUUUCCUCCAGAGCCAACUCAAAACUCAGGUGAUAGCGUGGGUAUCAUUCGCAGGACUGGUGGUCAACGUAUUGACCAGUUGGGUAUUCGUGAGUGUGUUUGAUUGGGGAAUCAUCGGAGCCUGCUUGGCUCUGGACAUCUCGUGGUGCAUUUUGCCGGUCGGGCUAUACAUCUACUCGUCAUGCGGCGGCUGUCCGCUGACGUGGACAGGCUUCUCGCCGGAGGCUUUCACCGGACUUUGGGACUUCUUCAAGCUCUCCGCCGCCGCCGGUGUCAUGCUAUGUUUGGAGAAUUGGUACUAUAGGAUACUGAUUUUAAUGACGGGACAUCUGAAAAAUGCAAAAAUAGCUGUCGAUGCGUUGUCUGUUUGUAUGAGCAUUAAUGGUUGGGAAAUGAUGAUUCCAUUGGCUUUCCUCGCCGCAACAGGGGUGAGAGUUGCGAACGAGCUGGGAGCAGGGAACGGAAAGGGAGCGAAGUUUGCGACCAAAGUGUCGGUCGGACAUUCAACGGUGAUCGGACUUUUGUUCUGUCUCGUCGUAAUGUUACUACGGGAAAAGGUCGCUCUCAUCUUCACUUCAAGCCCUCAAGUUCUAUCCGAAGUCGACUCUCUCGCUUACCUUUUGGCCGCCACCAUUCUCUUGAACAGCAUCCAACCUGUUCUAUCGGGGGUGGCGGUCGGGUCGGGGUGGCAGGCGAAGGUGGCUUAUGUGAACUUGGGAUGUUACUACCUUGUCGGGGUUCCACUUGGAGCUAUCAUGGGAUGGGUCUUCGAGUUUGGUGUCAUGGGCAUGUGGGGAGGGAUGAUUCUUGGUGGUACUUUUGUUCAAACGGUGAUAUUGGCCAUUAUAACGAUGCGUUGUGAUUGGGAUAAAGAGGCGGCCAAAGCGAUAGAGCGAGUGAAUACGUUGUCUAUACACGACGACGAGGACUUGUUGCAGUAAAGAUAUGGUUUCUUUUCAUAUAUAUUAUAUAUAUAUGUAUGUAUAGAUACUUGUUUAAUAAAUAAAAAAACCAUAUGACAAAUAGAUUCUUGAAUUAAUUUGACCAUUUAUGUGGCUUUCAAUAUGAUUCCAA